Molecule: messenger RNA, 155 nt
Organism: Dentiscutata erythropus
Lineage: Eukaryota; Fungi; Glomeromycota; Glomeromycetes; Diversisporales; Gigasporaceae
Source: the annotation of a GenBank genome assembly
GAAUUCUAAGUAUUCUAGCUAUUCUUCGAAUUCUUGUAAUUCCCAUCAUUCUCCGAAUCCCAAGGAUUCCCCGAAUACCAGGAAUUCCGGGAAUUCCAGGAAUUUAUACCACCUUAACUCUAAAAUUAGAAUUACAAGAUAAAAAUAGAAUUUAG